Messenger RNA from Naumovozyma castellii, 432 nucleotides. It is a transcript of the gene DAD3, whose product is annotated as Dad3p. NCBI's taxonomy places the organism in Eukaryota, Fungi, Ascomycota, Saccharomycetes, Saccharomycetales, Saccharomycetaceae. The record is from RefSeq and is a predicted model, not a curated record. Bases 1 to 432 code for a protein of 143 amino acids. The transcript has a single exon.
AUGCUACCAAGUUCUGUUACUUUCUGUUUUUUCACUUUUCAAUGUUGUCAAUUAAAAUUGAAAUAUUGCGAAAGAAGGUCCGUUUUGAAAUUCUAUGUAUCACAACAAUUAAAUAACAAAUACAGAGUGUCGACCCAACUAAGAAGAAUAAUUAUCACGAUGCAACGAGAUCUAACACCCCUACAGGAAAAUGUACUUGAGAAAUACAGAAUUCUGUCACAAUCGCUACAGUCUUUGGACAAUACGAUCCGCGAACUAAAUAACACUAAAGAAGAUCGAACAAACGCGUCACCAGAGGCUGUCUUACAAGAAAUGAGGGACAUCGAGAUUAAAUUGGGACUCGUAGGAACUUUACUAAAGGGAAGUGUAUACUCUCUGAUACUCCAGAAGAAAAAUGAGUUGGCAUUGGCCAAGGACAGCCCUUCGGUGUAG